AUUUGGAUGAUGUAGGGAACGGAUAAACGAGAAAGCCAGCCAACGGUUGUUUUCGUUUAUAUUUCUCCUGCCGAUUUCGCCGGAAAAUUCUCAACCACGGCGGCGAUCCAGUAGCGAUUUUCACCUUACAGUUUGAAGCAGAAAUGGUGUCUUUGUCUACAUCACCAUCAAUCCAUCUCACACGGUUGCCAAAUGCAUCUACUCAGGUAGGUGUGUAUAGGAAUGGUCAAUGUCGAAGAAGUACGUCGUUCGGUGUGAGGUCUGAGCAUUUGCCUUCUACUUCAACUUCUCCUUGCCAAGAUGGACCUGGAAGGCGCCAACUCAUUGCCAUCGGGGCAACAGUUGCCCCAUGGUUAUUCCUUUCUCAGCAAUCUUCAACAUUUGCUGCAGAAUCGAAAAAGGGAUUCCUAUCGGUCACAGAUAAGAAAGAUGGAUAUACUUUUCUGUAUCCCUUUGGGUGGCAGGAAGUAGUUGUCGAAGGACAAGACAAGGUCUUCAAAGAUGUUAUCGAACCUCUGGAAAGUGUCAGCGUAAAUUUGAUUCCCACUGUCAAACAAGAUAUUCGUGAUUUUGGACCACCACAAGAGGUGGCUGAGACUUUGAUCAAAAGGGUUCUGGCUUCUUCGUCUCAGAAAACAAAGCUGAUCGAGGCUACGGAGCAUGAUGUGGAUGGUAAAGCUUAUUACACAAUUGAGUUCAUAGCACAAGCUCCAACGUACACUCGCCAUGCUCUUAGCACAGUCUGUAUUGGCAACGGAAAAUUCUACACUGUGACAACAGGAUCGAACGAGAGGAGAUGGGAUAAGAUGAAAGACAGACUGAAGACAGUGGUAGAAUCUUUCCAGAUUUUCAAUGUCUGAUAAGUGAAUCACUUAUCAUCAUCGCUUCUUUCUUCUUCUUCUUCAGGGUAAACAACACACUUGUUUUGUAAAUAUAUCUAACACGAGAGGCUAUUUUAUUAUUCUAUCUGUGUAGAUAUGAGCGGUUUUGUGUCUGAAGAACUCGAGUCUCUGAUGUUAUAUGGCUUUACAUGUACUUGUGUUCGACAAAUUGUCCAAAGAAUAUACGUUGAUUGUGAUAUUUUCAGUAUAAACUGCAAGAUUCCUAUAUAUUCGAUGAGGAUGUAGAGUUUUGACAAGAAGAGGGAAUCAAAUGAAUUUAUUUUCUUGCA
Molecule: messenger RNA, 1171 nt
Organism: Erythranthe guttata (spotted monkey flower)
Lineage: Eukaryota; Viridiplantae; Streptophyta; Magnoliopsida; Lamiales; Phrymaceae
Gene: PPL1
Product: PsbP-like protein 1
Biological process (GO): photosynthesis
Cellular component (GO): photosystem II oxygen evolving complex; extrinsic component of membrane; photosystem II
Molecular function (GO): calcium ion binding
Source: RefSeq, a predicted model, not a curated record